Penicillium salamii is the source of this 507-nucleotide messenger RNA. NCBI's taxonomy places the organism in Eukaryota, Fungi, Ascomycota, Eurotiomycetes, Eurotiales, Aspergillaceae. The record is from the annotation of a GenBank genome assembly.
AUGUCUCUCAAAUCCGGUGACAGCUUCCCCGACAACGUCGUCUUCAAGUACAUCCCCUGGAGCGAGGAGAGUGACGAAAUUACCUCCUGCGGCAUCCCAAUCGACUACAAUGCCUCCAAAAACUGGGCCGACAAGAAAGUCGUCCUCUUCUCCGUGCCCGGCGCAUUCACCCCCACCUGCUCCGUGAACCACGUCCCCGGAUACAUUCAGAACCUCCCCAACCUCCGCGAGAAAGGAGUGGACAUUGUUGCCGUCCUGGCUUUCAAUGAUCCCUUCGUCAUGAGCGCCUGGGGCAAGGCAAACCGUGUGCGCGGGGAUGAGAUUCUUUUCCUUUCGGAUCCUGAGGCCAAGUUCUCCAAGAGCAUUGGGUGGGCGGAUGAGGCUUCCGGGCGCACUGGUCGGUAUGCUAUUGUCAUUGACCAUGGCAAGGUCCGCUAUGCUCAGAUUGAGACUGAAAAGGGAGCUGUCAAGAAAUCUGGCGCCGAUGCCGUUCUUGCUUCCCUUUAG